AUGGCCGAGACUGCCGCCCAACCCAGCUGCCCGACCUUCAAGCUCGUGCUUGUCGGUGACGGUGGUACUGGAAAGACUACCUUCGUCAAGCGCCAUUUGACCGGAGAGUUCGAGAAGAAGUACAUUGCGACGCUCGGUGUCGAAGUCCACCCACUCGCUUUCACCACCAACCUUGGCCCCAUCCAGUUCGAUGUCUGGGACACUGCAGGCCAGGAGAAGUUUGGUGGUCUCCGUGACGGAUACUACAUCAACGGCCAAUGCGGUAUCAUCAUGUUUGAUGUGACCUCGCGUAUCACAUACAAGAACGUCCCCAACUGGCACCGUGACUUGGUCCGUGUCUGCGAGAACAUUCCAAUUGUCCUCACCGGCAACAAGGUCGACGUCAAGGAGCGCAAGGUCAAGGCAAAGUCCAUCACCUUCCACCGAAAGAAGAACCUCCAGUACUACGACAUCUCGGCCAAGUCCAACUACAACUUCGAGAAGCCUUUCCUCUGGCUCGCCAGGAAACUGGUCGGCAACCAGUCUCUGGACUUUGUCGCCGCUCCCGCUCUUGCGCCCCCCGAGGUUACCGUCGACCAGGCUGUUCUCGAGCAGUACCGACAGGAGAUGGAGAACGCCGCUCAGAUGCCUCUGCCCGAUGAGGAUGAUGCCGACUUGUAG
Molecule: messenger RNA, 660 nt
Organism: Bipolaris oryzae ATCC 44560
Lineage: Eukaryota; Fungi; Ascomycota; Dothideomycetes; Pleosporales; Pleosporaceae
Exons: 4
Coding region: 1-660 (219 amino acids)
Biological process (GO): ribosomal subunit export from nucleus; protein import into nucleus
Cellular component (GO): nucleus; cytoplasm
Molecular function (GO): GTP binding; GTPase activity
Source: RefSeq, a predicted model, not a curated record